CGAGCAAGCAAGACGUGUGUGCGGAGAAAGAGUGCUGUGGCUGCGAGAAAAUAUAACGGAGAUAUAUUUUGAGCUCCCGGCGCCCGCGUCGUGCUAAUAACCGUUAUUUGUUUACCUUUUUUUUUGGUUGUUUUAAAUCCCUGUGAGUGCCGUUUGGCUGCCCUUCCAAGUGCAUUCAAAAAUUAGGAAGUGCAAAGAAUGAGUGAGAGCGAGAGAAAGAGCAAGAGCAAGAAAACGUGCGACAAGUGGCGGAGUUUUGCGUUUGUGGAUUUGGAUAGAGGAUUUAGCUUUAGCUUUAGCUGCCCUUUGAGGUUCACCAGCCAACACAGUAUGCAGCUCUAAAGCAGCAAAGAGACGCCUGGAAAGAGACAGCUAGAAAGCGAGAAAAGAGACGAAGGCAUAAGCUAGUGACAAAGGGUACAAAAGAGUGGCAUCCGCUUUGCGAUGGCUGAAUUCAGGCUAGUUUUGGUUAUCCUACUGAUGACCACUAGCAUCUGCACACUUCAAGCCAGCGACAGUAAUUCCUCCGUGGCAACCACCUUGGGCGUUCUGUUUGAGAGGGCUCCCGAAUCGGCGGUGGCCCCCAAAGGAGAUGAGGUGGUCUUCGAGUGCGAGCUGAAUCUCAAACCAGAUCGCCUGGAGUGGCGAUUCAGACGCAGUGAUUCCGCGGAACCCUAUCGAUACCUGAGACCCGCGGCUGGCUACAACGUGACCAGCGGCAGCGAUGGUCUUGCCUGGCGACUGCGCAUCUAUGUGAGUGCCCAAACGGCAGGAGACUACCAGUGUGUGGCUUGGUAUGGCCCAGGAGCACUGGCUUCCACGCCAGCCCGCUUGGCCUUGGUCUCGAUUGCAUUGGACGGAGGCCAGGGAUCCAUGGCAGCUAGAAGUUCCAUACGCUGGAGUGUGGCGCCCAAGAACUGCCUCCUCAUACGUUGCGGCAGCGUAGUAUCCAAUCCGCCGGCUAUUUGGAGCUUCUACAGGAACGGAAAGAAGCUACCACAAUCGGAACUGCUUGCUGGUGCUGCGGGGGCCUUGGUUUUGGAUACGGUCACCGCCAAGGAUGCGGGUAACUACUCGUGCGUGGCCACGAACUCCAUAACAGGCGAUGAACUUAGGCUCCCCCAAACUAUCGAAUUAAGAGUGGACUACACCGACAGGACGCCGCCGUACUUUUUGCAACGUCCACCCACCGAGUACUCAGCUCGUCCGGGAGAAACGGUGGUGCUCGAGUGUCCUGGCGUGGGAUCCCCGCGACCCAGAGUCAUUUGGAGUAGUCCCAACGUGGUUGGAAUCUACAACAACAGAAGCAACAUCUUGCCAUACGGCUUGCAAAUCACCGAUGUGAGGCCCGAGGAUCAGGGUUCCUACAUCUGCAUGCUGGACAAUGGCAUUGCACCACCCAUCGAUCACACCAUCAAGUUGAGUGUUCUGCAGCGCCCCACAAUCCUCAGAGGACCUGCCGCCACUCUGACGAACGAGAGCAACCCUUUGCUACUGGAUUGCUCCGCCUCGGGGAAUCCCCAACCCGAUAUCUACUGGCUCAUAAACGGGGAGGAUGCCACCAAAGAUCCGGAGGCCGUGGUGGAUAACCGGAGUCUGCAGCUGAAGCGAGUUCAAAAGCGCCACGCUGGCGUGGUUCAGUGCUUCGCCAAGAACAUCUUGGGAGAGACAAGCGAGGGAAACAUUCUGCGUGUGAAUCCCCUGGAAAUCACUGGCGAGGAUGAGGAACCACUCGGAGGAGUUCCCGUGUGGCCAGUCCAUGAAUCGAACAUUGGAAUGGGGUCUUCGUCAACUCCAGCUGGUGGCUCCAAGAACAAGAGUGGCAGGCGAAAGUUUAAAGCGAGCAUGGUGCCGCCAUCGCGACCCAAUGUCACCAGGCUGUCGGACGAGUCUGUAAUGCUGCGCUGGAGUGUGCCACAAAACUCUGGACUCCAGAUCACCUUCUUUAAGGUGCAGUAUCGCAAAUUGGGCGACGGGAAAAAUCGGCGAGAAAACUGGCAGACGACCAGCGACAAUAUUCCGUACGGAAACGCCCACUCCCACGGAUCCGGGCCUGGACUGGGAAACGGUCACUGGCGGGCACGGAACCGGGACAGGGAGUAUGAGAUGGGCAAUCCGCCCAAGAACUUCACCUCCUCCGUUACGGGACUGACCGCCGGCAAGUACUACCGCUUCCGGAUCGUGGCGGUGUACUCCAACAACGACAACAAGGAGGGCAACACCUCGCUCAAGUUCUUCCUGCAGAAUGGAACCGCCCAGUCGAAUCUGCCAGUGCCAGAACUGCGCGUGGUGGAGACCCUCUCCGAGUCGGCCUUGGUGCUCCAUUGGUCAUCGCCAGAUAACGAGGAUAUAGACGGGUAUUAUGUCUACUAUAGGCCAGCGGACUCAGCAGCGGAAUAUUUGAAGGCCACGGUGGAUGGCGCAAGGAGCAGGAGCUUCAAAAUGGACCUUCUUCGUCCAGGAACCGCCUAUGAGUUCAAAUUGCAAUCGUUUAACUCUGACGCAGCCUCUGAAUUCAGUGCUAUUCGGCAAGCCAGGACCAGAAAAGCCCAUGAGCAGCCUGCUUCAUCUUCGUCGACGCCAGUGCCAGCCAACAAGACAGUGGACCAGCAUCAGAACUCCGUGUAUCCAGUGAUCGCAGGAGCCGCCGGCGGAGGCAUUCUACUGCUCAUUGCCUCGUUGGUGGUCUGUCUAUGCCUAAGGAGGCGGGAAAACGCACAACCGGAGGAUGAGAACAAACCGCAAUUGGAGCACAUCCAAGCGGACUUUGUUACCUCCGCCGUUCUGGGAGCUGGUGGUCACCACAAGAGUGGCGAUGUGAGGCGCCUCAACGGAGUGAUUCCGAGGAUGAACAUCACGCCCAAUCCGCUGGCCCAGGAAACGGCAUCCGAUAAGAACCGCAACGUGAUGGAGCUGCGUUUCCUGCCGCCGCUGGCGAACGGAAAUGGAAAUGGCAAUGGCAACUGCAUUGCCAGGGAUCUAGCCCUGGAGCGGCCGAAUGCGGAAGAGCAGCAGGAUGAGGACGGAAACGAAGACGAUAGGGGGCUUCCGGCGGUUGCCUCGUCCUCGUGCGAAACUUUGGAGGCCUGCGACGCUACCAUUAAACUGAAUCUCCACCAGAAACCAGGCCAGGAGCAGCUGGAUGCUCAGAAUGCGGUGCUGGAGGCGCCCAGCAAGCCGCUACCUCCGCUGCCAAAAAAACCAGCCAACGGCGCUGGCCAAAACAACUCGGGCCUGCACCAGAAUGGCAUGCACCACGCACAGCCGUACCAUCCGCCUGGCACGCCCACCUUAAUGCACAAGCGACUGGACUACCACCAGCAGCCGCCGCCGGUGCCUCCACACUCGGCCUACUACCAGCAGGCACCCACGCACCAACCCUCGUCGAUGAUGGAGCGCAGUGUCAGGGGUCACCAGCCAGGUGGCUACUAUUUGGAGGAGGGCACACCCACGCCAACCAGGAUCCCAUCUCUGCGGCGACAGCGCCGCACCUCGGGCAACCAGCAGGUGCACAAUAGCCACAGCAAUCUCAAUAUUAGCCUGAGUCAUCACAACAACAACAACAACCUGCCGCCGCACCACCAGCAUCUGCACCACCAUCCCGGCCAUCCGGGUGGCCUGGUGGGCAUACCCAUCGUGCCAGGGAGUCCCAGAGUCCAGAGAUCGCCAAUGCCGAGCAGGGCGAUGAUCAAGAGGACGCGACUGGGCAGCCACACGGACAACAUCUCGUCGGGCAGUCUGAACAGUAUUGAGGUGUGAUGGCUCGCCAAAGAGGAGCAGCAGAAGGAGGAGAAAUAUACCUAAGCCGCAAGCGAAAGUACACUGGUAGGCACAAUUAUUUUGACAAAAUGUUCUUUCGUUUUCCUCAGUUCUCUUUGAUCAGCUUGAACUAAAAUUCUUCCUGCUUUUUUUUAUAUGCUAUUAUUAAUAUGCUAUUUAUGAACUUUUGCGCACUCUUUGAACGCUGCUGAUAAAAGAGUUCUGAGGAACACGAAAGAACAUUUUGUCAAAAUAAUUGUGCCUACCAGUGUAGUUCCCCAAACGACAGACAGUUUCAAGUAGACUUACGGACCCGCAACUAGAUGUGUAUUAUUGAGGUAAUCGUAGAACAGGCCGGCAGAGCAGCUUGAUACCCUCGAAUAUUAGCUUUAAGGCACCAACCAGGCACCCGGUACUGUUUAGUUUUCCAAAUACCAAUCAAUUUGGCCAAUCAUUAAGCUUAAAACUAGGAAAUUUGCCAUCUAAAGAAGUUUCUACAGUUCAAUAUACUCAAAUAAGUUUGCGCUAGAACGCGAACGAGAAAAGAUCUAGUGAAGUAAGUGUAUUUUGUUUAGGAAGAACGUUUAAUUUGGUCUAAACAUUCACACAUAAUUAUUGCAAAAAAAAAAACAGCUAAGCAGCUCAGUCGUUAAACGCUAAUGCUGCUUGGCUUUGUUUUAGGUAAAGAUUGAUUAAAAAUAUUACAAAUAUACAAACUUUAGUAUAAGUAAUUGGUAAUGUAACACUUUUCUCGUUGCUGCCGGCCAGAUAGUCAGUAGAAUUACUAAUGUUAAGUUUUUUUUUUACCAUUCAUUUAACUAUUUCGGUUUGCGCAUCCCUCGGGGGCCGAAAUUCAUCUCGACUAAGCCCUGUAGCAUAGCGUUAUUUAUUUAUUGCCGUGUAGGCGUCAACAACUCGAAUUGAUUAGUUCAAUUAGGAACUAAUUUACGUUUAAGUCAAACCAACUAUUUAGCAUUUUAAGGCACUACCUUUCUAGAUGUGACUAAUACACAGAACCCAAAUGGAAAGCAUCCUAAACUAUAUUUAAGUUCAGAGGCGGCAGUUUUAAACGAAUAUGCGAGUCUUGAAAUUAAAAAGUGAAUCUUUAACUUAAA
This is a messenger RNA of Drosophila santomea, 4874 nucleotides long. It is a transcript of the gene boi, whose product is annotated as interference hedgehog. The coding region runs from base 445 to 3759 and encodes 1104 amino acids. Gene Ontology annotation, biological process: axon guidance; cell-cell adhesion. The transcript is spliced from 10 exons. Lineage: Eukaryota; Metazoa; Arthropoda; Insecta; Diptera; Drosophilidae. Gene Ontology annotation, cellular component: plasma membrane; axon. The record is from RefSeq and is a predicted model, not a curated record. Gene Ontology annotation, molecular function: protein binding.